This is a messenger RNA of Sebastes umbrosus (honeycomb rockfish), 632 nucleotides long. Its product is annotated as phospholipase A2-like. The coding region runs from base 24 to 473 and encodes 149 amino acids. Gene Ontology annotation, biological process: phospholipid metabolic process; lipid catabolic process; arachidonate secretion. Gene Ontology annotation, molecular function: phospholipid binding; calcium ion binding. NCBI's taxonomy places the organism in Eukaryota, Metazoa, Chordata, Actinopteri, Perciformes, Sebastidae. The transcript has 4 exons. The record is from RefSeq and is a predicted model, not a curated record.
UACAUGUUCUUUUGGCUGCAGCCAUGAAUCUCACAGCUCCUCUGCUGUUGCUGCUUCUCACUGCUUGUGCGGCCAGCGGCGCCCUGCUGCCCAAGGCCUUGUGGCAGUUUGGGAGGAUGAUCUCCUGCCCUCAGCCUGGGGUCAACCCUUUAAAGUACAAUGAUUACGGCUGCUGGUGCGGCUUCGGGGGGACGGGAAGCCCGGUGGACGAAUCGGACGUGUGCUGCAAAGUUCAUGAUGAUUGCUAUAAAGCGAGCAGAACGGCUCCCGGAUGCACGGCUGUCCUUGACCUUCCCUAUGUUCUUGUUUAUGAUUACACCUGUUCAAAUCAACAAGUGACCUGCUCAGCCACCAACGAAAAGUGCCAGGCUGCCGUGUGCGAGUGCGAUCGGGUGGCGGCUCACUGCUUCGCUCAGGCCACAUACAACCCUGAAAACAAGAACCUGGAUCCCAAAGUCCACUGUGUCAACUGAGUUACACAACCCAUAAAAAAACAUACAAGAGAAUGUUGGAUUUCUAACAUAUUUCUUUUUAAAUUUUAAUUUCUUUAUAAUUUUCUACACAAAAUCGUCUGUAAAAGGAGUUUGAUUUUGUACAAAGGCAUCAGUUUGAAAUAAAAUAUGCAAGCGAGA